GAGAGCGGCUUGCUGGCCGAGGGCACGGAGGCUGAGCUGAGCUGGGUGCACGCCAUCGUGACGGGCCUCAACUACCACUACGCGCGGAGCUGGUCUGCCGCCCCUGAGGCGCCACCGAGUGCCGUGCAGCGUCAGGCGCUUAGCAACUUGCUGUACGAAGUUCGAGUCUUCUGUGAUCAGUGCUCGGGGCCGAUACCCAUCGUGGACUGGGAGUCGGAGUUGACCGCGGCGGCCACCUCAUAUGAUGGCGAGGAGGUCUGCCCAGCCGAGCCGCUCGACAGGACGAGGUUGCUGGAGGCGCUGCCGCCGAUCGAUGCCUGCGCAACGGUCAAAGCCGUAGACGUCACCGAGGGCUGGAUCCAGGUGUGGGCUUCCACUUCAGAGUGGGAGCUGAUCGCGGGCGACCUCGUCACGCGUGGCAUCCUGAAGCCCAUUGAGUACGACGAGAUCGUGGAGGUUAGAGGCCAGACAAUCAGGGGCGGCAUGUUCGGCGCGAAGAAGGGCUCCCACGUGAAGGGCGAGGGUCCCCAGAGAUUGGUGAUGAACACAAUCCCGUCCAACUUCCUUCAGCAUGCCAUUGAGGGGGACAUGCCUCUGCCCCCCCACGGCCACAAGUGGAAGAGCAUCGUGCCGCGCUCAUGGGAUGUCUUGCUUUGGAGCGCGGAGGACCUGAAGUGUUGCUUCUACGUGUACAGCUUGUGCGACGCCUGGUUGAAGUACAUGGCCAUCUCCAAGCCGGUGCGGCGUGCCGUUGUCGGUCUCCCUGGCGAGGGGCUGGCGUAUCUGGCGGCCGCCGAGUCAUUCAGCACAUCCAUCGCCGUCUGCUUCGAUCGUGGCAUUCUCGGCUUCAACAGCUGGCUGCUUGCGAGGAGCUUCGCGAAGAUGCUCCCAUACCUCCUGCGCGUCGGGCUUCCCUUGACGGUUGGCGAAACCUACGACGACGGCAAACCCGAGAUCUACGUCGGCCGCGGCUCCUCGAAGCUGAACCUGAAGGCGUCCGCCUGGGGCAGCCCGCACCGCAUGAGCGAGGGCUGUUUGCGUCAAGAGGUGGUCACCUUGUUCGAGCGAUACCUGCACGAGAACCCUCAGCUGCUGAGGGAUCUGGCAUCUCUAAACGGCGCCCGCCUUCUUUGCCACUGCGAGUGUUCGCAAGCUUGCCGCGGUGACGUGCUGAUCAAGGCGUGGAACGACAGAUUCGGCUCGAUGUCGGCGUGGCGCGCGUGGCAGGUCUACAUCGACAACCUUGACGUGCUCGAGAUCACCGAUUGGUGGCAGGCGAACCAGCUCCAGGAGAAGGGCGUGAGCGAGCUGGCCCAGGUGGCGAGAGAGAGGUACAGGAGCUUCGGGGUGCCUCGGAGUGAGAACAAGGCCGUCAUCAGGGAGGUGAAGUCGCAGUCCUUGGGGGAGGCGAUCGACGGGGCUCAGGGCACCAUCGGACCCCCCGCCCAGUUCGUGCAGCGUUUGGUCUCUCUCACCAUCGAGACGCUGAAGAGGGAGUCUGUCACACAGAAGUGGAUGAAGAUCUUGGCGGGCCGCUGGGUGCUUUGCCUACUCUUCAGGAGGGAGGCGAUGAUGUGCUUCACCGAGCUGUGGCGGUUCUUGGUCCGCAUCAAGGGCCAGGCUCCUCUGCCUGCCAAGGUCCGCGAGGAGCUCAUCGCGGCUCUGACGCUGCUGCCAAUGCUGCGCUGCGACCUGCGCGUGCCCAUCAGCGGCCUGGUGAUGGUGUCCGACGCCAGCAUGCAGAGGGGCGCAGUCUGCCGUUCCGUUCUUCUUCGGCGAACUGGAGUUGCAGCGGCAAGAGCAGCGAGCAGGAGGCUCGUGGCGGACUUCCGCGACGAGGUGGUGCUGAUCGAUGCCGAGGCGAAGCGGUCGACAAAGUACGCGUGGCCCAAGGUGCUGGAGGUUGGCGACGCGCAGUCCUUCGGGCACGCUGAGGCGAUAGCGAUCAGGGACCGCGUGCCCUACAUCAAGUGGAUCCUCCUCAUCGGCGGGGGCCCGUGCACCGACCUCGCUCGUAUCGACGUGGAGCGCGUGGGGCUUCAGGGGAGGCGCUCUAAGCUGUUCUUUGAGAUCGCACGCAUCGGCCUGCUCUUGGAGGAAGUGCUGGGCGAGUUCUACCGGUUCUUGCCUUUGAUCGAGAACGUGGCCUCGAUGGACGCCGAGCCGCGCAACGUUAUGAGCGAGCACCUCGGUCACCAGCCAGAUCGUGUCGAAGCUGGUUGCAUCGCGCACUGCUAUCGCGACCGCUUGUGCUGGAUCGACGAGAACUUGCUGUGCGAGUGGCAGGGUGACGUCUCCUUCUCCGACGGCGUCAAGAUGAUCCAUGUGCCUGGGGGUCCUGGCCCGGCGAGGCGCUGGCUGAGCCAGGAUCUCAAGUGGGCGGGAGACGCGGAUGAGCAGUUUCGGUUGCCAACAUUCCUGCGAUGGAUCCCUCGGCGCGCACCUGGGAAGUUUCCCACUGGACUACAACGUUGCUCUGAAGAGGAGCUUCAGAUAUGGCGAGAUUUCGAGUACUGCUACGCGCCAUACCAGUUUAAGGACGAGAACAGCAUCGAGGAGCCCAACAGGGUGUUCAGAUCACCCAAAAGCGUGGAGAGAGAGCUGCUUCUCGAUUUCCUGCCGGGGCACACUAUCGCAGCUCGGGUCACCAGGGCCAGAAAGCUGGAGAAGCACGAGCUGGAGGCGACUCGUUGCUCCCUGGUGGGCAACAGCUUCCAGUGCUUGGUGGUGGCGUGGAUCCUGUCGCACUGGGCGGUGAAGUUUGGGUACUUGCACACCGUUCCCUCGGUGGUUGAGAUGCGCGACUUAGGUGGCGGCGCCACGAUCGAGGAUGCCAGCGUCACCCUUGACGACGUCGGCCACGAUGAGGGCGUGCCCAUCAGGCAGCACAGCCUGGAGGAGCCGGACGCAGCGCUGGACCCGAGCAUCGUGAUCGUGGAGGAGUUGGCGCGUCGGGCUGAGGCUCGUGGCAGCGACAUCAGGCUGGACACCUUCGAGGCGAUGCGGCCAGAUCUAUGCCAGUGCGUAGACCUCGGCGCUUGCGAGCGGCAGCAGAUCAGGCCACACGUCGACACCUUCGAGCUGCAGUGGGGCGCCUCUCUCACGAUCUGGUGCAGCCGCGGACGCUCGAUCUUUAUCACACUUGACCUACUCGUGGCCGAGUGGACCGAGCGGCUCUGGACCGAGGGCCGCCCGCAAGGCCUGGCGGGCAACGCCAUGUCGGCAGUUCAGUUCUUCCUGCGAAAGAAGCGCAUCCUGCCAGCCUCUUGGCGACUGCUGCGAGCCUGGCAGAACCUCGAGCUGCCGCAGCGCGUUCUGCCUUUGCCCGAAGUGGUCCUGCUGGCGAUGGCGGCCACGGCGAGAGGCUGGGGCCGCAAUGACAUCGCAGCGCUGCUCGUGCUGGGCUUCGCAGGCUUCCUGAGGACCACCGAGAUGCUACCGCUGCGCCGGUGGCAGAUAGCUGUCGACGAGGCUCGCGCCAAAAUAGUGAUCAUUCUUCCGAUCACAAAAAGUGGCUUGCGGUUUCAUCGGCAGGAGUCAGUUGUGAUUGAUGACCCGUCAGUUGUGCAGCUUGCCAGUUUCUUGCUUCGCCAUCUGAGUCCUGAAGCUCUCAUCCUCAACUCGAGCAUCAGUGAUUUUCGUGACAAGUUUGAGCAGUUGUGCACUGCCCUCGAAUGCCAGCAGUUUCA
Molecule: messenger RNA, 3689 nt
Organism: Prorocentrum cordatum
Lineage: Eukaryota; Dinophyceae; Prorocentrales; Prorocentraceae
Source: the annotation of a GenBank genome assembly